AUGGAGAAGACCAACGCUAUUGCUGUCGAAGAUGUCGUCCUUGAAAAACCUGGCAAGCCUCUAGUCACCAGCCAGAUCGUCAACGCCGAUUUGACUGAGGACGAUGUCAUCUUCCUGGAGGAGUACGAUGAGAAGGCGAAGAGCAGACUGUAUCACAGGAUCGAUAUUCGUCUCGUCCCGAUGCUUGCUCUGCUCUACCUCGUCUCUCAUCUUGACAGAGCCAACAUCGGCAACGCAAAGAUAGAGGGGCUCGAGAAAAGCCUUGGCAUGGCUGGUGUCGACUACAACAUCGCUGUCGCUAUCUUCUUUGUGCCCUACAUCCUCUUUGAGGUCCCCAGCAAUUUCCUCCUCACCAAAUUCAACAAGCCGUCUCACUACAUCGGCGGCCUCGUCAUCGCAUGGGGCACCGUGAUGACAUUGACGGGCGUGGUCCAGAACUUCGGUGGUCUGCUCGCCACUCGUGUCUUCCUCGGUGUCUUUGAAGCCGGCUUCUUCCCUGCAGCCAUGCACACAAUCGGCAUUUGGUACCCACCAAACAAGACCCAAACCCGCACAGCUCUAUUCUACUGUGCAGCUGCUAUCGCAGGCGCCUUCAGCGGUCUCUUAGCCGCUGGCAUCGCCAAAAUGGACGGUCUCGGCAACUACGACGGCUGGAGAUGGAUCUUCAUUAUCGAAGGCAUUGCCUCGGUCAUCGCAGGCAUCAUGGCGUGCUAUAUGCUUCCAGAUACACCGGCUUCAUCGAAAUGGCUGACGGCGGACGAAGUUCGAUUUCUGGAGCUGACUCAUAUCGCUACUCGAGGGAAGAAGGUGAAGGGAGGCGAGCAGAAGGAGAAGUUCAAGUAUAAGACGCUCUUCAGUGUGCUGCUGGACUGGAGGAUUUGGCUCAUGUCUAUUGUUAUGUGGUCGAAUACUGUUCCGGGCUAUGCCCUCAAGUUCACCCUACCUCAGAUCUUGCGCGGGAUGGGCUUCACUAGCACCAAGGCGCAGUUGCUGUCGGCUCCACCCUACGCCAUCGCCGCCACCAGUGCCAUUUGCUCCGCCAUCCUCGCCGAUCGCUUCUCCUGGCGCAUGCCCAUCAUCGUCGGCGGGCAAGUCCUCGUCAUCAUCGCCAACUCUAUCCAAUUCGUCUACGCAGCCGACAUUGCCAACAACGUCGCACUUUGCUACUUUUGUGUGUUCAUGGCGCUUGCUGGCGCGUAUCCAAUCAUCCCUGGUGUGAUGGCUUGGCAGCUGAACAAUCUUGCCGGCCCGUUGAGACGCGCGAUGGGGAUCGCGCUGAUGGUUUGUCUCGGGAACGUUGGCGGGAUUAUUGGAAGUUUCAUCUUCCUCGACGCCGAAAAGCCCAAGUACCCCACCGGCUUCGGCUCCUCGCUGGGCUUUGCUGCAGGCGGUCUCUUCGCUGCCUUCGCCCUCGAGUUCGUGUACUGGCGCGCAAACAAGAAGGCCGAUGGCAUGACUGAGGACGAGAUUCGGGGCAAGUAUUCCGAUCAGCAGCUGGAGGAGUUGGGCGACCGCUCGCCGUUGUUCCGGUAUGCACUUUGA
Molecule: messenger RNA, 1542 nt
Organism: Cyphellophora attinorum
Lineage: Eukaryota; Fungi; Ascomycota; Eurotiomycetes; Chaetothyriales; Cyphellophoraceae
Product: putative transporter
Exons: 6
Coding region: 1-1542 (513 amino acids)
Biological process (GO): transmembrane transport
Cellular component (GO): membrane
Molecular function (GO): transmembrane transporter activity
Source: RefSeq, a predicted model, not a curated record